AUGGCUCGCUACAACCCAUUCUCCUUCACACCCGGGCCUGUCAACUUCUUCGCGACUCUUAUCUACAUAGCUCUAUUCGCCGCUUUGUUGGUCACACACCUGCGAGUACCGAACUAUCCUUCCAAGAGCCCGCAAGGAACCAAUCUCUCCGAAGCUUGGAAUGAUCUCCAGCACAUCACCCGCCAAUUCCACCCCUACAACAGCCGCGCCAACGAUCAUGUUCGCGACUACCUUAUGGCGCGCAUCAAGCAUGUCAUUGAUUCGAAGAAGCUCAGCAAGAAAGACGUCGAGAUCAUUGACGACGUCUCGUCUAACGCAACCUUCUCAUCUGGUAACACCACAGUCUACUUCGAGGGAACCAACAUCAUUGUAGCCAUUCGCGGAUCCGAGGACGACAAGCCUUUCUUUUCCUCCAAUCAGAGCGCGUCAACACCGUCUCGACGUCCAGACAACGGCGGUGUUCUUGUCAAUGCUCACUACGACUCUGUGAGCAGUGGCUACGGUGCUACGGACGACGGUGUAGGUGUCAUCACUGUGCUGCAGCUGCUGUCGUACUUCACCGAGGCGAAGAACUGGCCCAAGCGAACGAUUCUUCUCUUGCUGAAUAAUGGCGAAGAAGAUUUCCUGAACGGAGCAAAAGCCUUCAUGCGUCACCCAAUCUCUCAGGUGCCUCACACUUUCCUCAAUCUCGAGGGAGCAGGUGCAGGCGGAAGAGCAACUCUGUUCCGCAGUACCGACACCGAAGUGACCAAGUACUACAGCGCGUCAAAGCACCCUUUCGGUACCGUGGUCAGUGGAGAUGGCUUCAAGAAAGGCCUCAUUCGAAGCGAGACGGAUUACAGAGUCUUUCACGGUGAGCUUGGUCUGCGUGGUUUGGAUGUCGCCUUCAUGGAGCCUCGAGCACGGUACCACACCGUUGAAGACUCAUCGCAUGAAACAUCGCUCAAGUCAGUAUGGCACAUGCUCUCUGCAUCCAUUGCUACGGUAUCAGGAUUGGCCUCGGAUACCAGCGACAAGUUCAGCGGCAGCGAAGACGCGCGAGAAGAUGGCAAGGUAGAUGCUGGUACAGGAACAGAUGCAGUGUGGUUCGAUCUCCUUGGCCAGGCUUUCGUUGUGUUCCGCCUGCAUACGUUAUUUGCCCUCUGUGUUACUUUACUUGUCGUUGCGCCACUAACCCUCAUCGGCCUGACAGUCGGUUUGAGCAAGGCUGACAAGAACUACCUCUUCGCGCGGAAGGCAUAUGUCCAUUCGUCAGAUGACGACGAGCCUAUUUACCUCUAUGGCUGGCGAGGUUUCUUCCGCCUACCAAUUGUCUUUGCUAUUGCGACAGCCGCCGUCAUUGGGCUUGCUUAUCUUGUUGUUCGCGUUAAUCCGCUCAUCGUCUACAGCAGCCCGUAUGCCGUCUGGAGCAUGAUGAUAUCGACUUGGGUGUCGUUCGCCUGGUUCUUCUCACGUGGAGCCAGUGCAAUGCGUCCAUCAGCACUUCAGCGUAUCUAUGGCUUGAUCUGGCUUUUUGUAGGAAGCUUCAUACUUCUUACGUCUGUCACGGUGCUUGCGAAUAACUAUCAGCUUGCUGGUGGAUACUGGGCUUUGUUCUACUUCGCUGCUGUAUUCGCUGCUCUUCUACUGUCCUACUUGGAGCUCUUCUUUGCACCGAAAAAGUCGGCCUAUGCACAGACAUUUGACCUCAUUGAAGAAGAUGCGCAGCCUUCAAGUCGGCCGCUUACUGGGAACAGCGCUGUACGCUCUGAGGAUCGCCCGGUUACCGACGACGAAGCCACUGAGACGACCUCUCUUCUCCGCGGUGAUCAGCGGAGCUUCGCACGAGCAAGGCAAGGCAGCAGACCAGGAUCUUCCGCUGAAUUUGACGAGCCCCGACCACUGGAUCUUGGACACCCAUACCCUGGAGAACAAGAGUGGAGUGGAAAGCUGCCAAGCUGGAUCUGGAUCGUGCAGUUUCUGCUUCUUGUACCCAUCACGGUCAUUCUGGUCGGCCAAAUUGCCUUGCUGCUGACGUCGGCCCUCUACCAAACGCCAUCAGAUGGCAACUCAUCACUCUUCAUCUACUUGUGCUUCGCCGCACUUACUACUUUACUAAUCGCGCCGGCCGGACCAUUCGCUCACCGAAUCACUUACCACAUACCCACAUUCUUGUUCCUGGUUUGCGUGGGAACUGUCAUUUACAACCUCGUCGCGUUCCCUUUCAGCAGGGAACAUCGCUUGAAGGUGUACUUCGUCCAGCAAGUCAACCUUGAAACGGGCUUGAACACGGUAUCCCUGACAGGUGUGGAUGGCUACGUCCAGCAGGUUAUUGCGCAGCUGCCAAGUGCGCAGGGAAAGUAUGUCAACUGCAGCACACCUGACGUAGCUACGCGCAAAGAGCUCAAGAAGUGCGAGUGGGAAGGCCUCCCCGCCAAAGUGGUCGCAGAUACAUCCUCCCUUAGCAACAAGUCUCGUACAGACAGCUGGCUAGAUUACACAGUUACGAAGAGCAACAAGACUGGCGAGGCCACGAUGAGUGUUGUAGGGCAGAACACGCGAGCAUGUCGCGUUCUGUUUGACACGUCGAUCCGGGAUCUGACGGUUGUCGGGGGUGGCUCAGAUCCCCGCUUCAAACGCACCGGCGAGCACGGCUCCCGCGAGGUGCGCCUUUGGCACCGAGAGUGGUCGCAACCCUGGACCGUGAGCGUUUCAUGGGACGCUAAGGAAAAUUCGAAGCUUUCUGGAAGAGUGGUCUGCCUUUGGUCGGACGCUAACACAGGCGACAUCCCUGCGUUCGACGAGGUACAACAUUAUCUGCCCGUUUGGGCCAUCCCAUCAAAGAUCAGCGACGGGCUGGUCGAGGGUUUCAAGCAUUUCGAGAUAUGA
Molecule: messenger RNA, 2868 nt
Organism: Didymella exigua CBS 183.55
Lineage: Eukaryota; Fungi; Ascomycota; Dothideomycetes; Pleosporales; Didymellaceae
Product: endoplasmic reticulum metallopeptidase 1
Exons: 2
Coding region: 1-2868 (955 amino acids)
Biological process (GO): proteolysis
Molecular function (GO): metalloexopeptidase activity
Source: RefSeq, a predicted model, not a curated record